UUUGCCAAGGCUAAAGAUACUCGGAAGGUGCGCCUGCUACUUCGCAAACUGGGCACCAGAAUGCACGAGCUGUACACGGAUAUCAUUCUGCCAAACCACCCUCGUGAUUUCACCUUCGAUGAAACCCUCCAGCGCCUGUCAGAAACUUUCGGCGAGAAGUCCUCUUUGUUCAAUACUCGAUACCAGUGUUUUAAACUGUAUCGUCAACCGCGAGUGCGAAAGGUUCAGUUCAAGUGCUUCAUUUUUGUGAGCGCUCUACGGUCACCAUGUGAUGCUGAAACCCGGGCGCGUCUGCUCUACAAGAUUGAACAGGACCCUGACUCUACUCUGCAGACAUUGACGGCCGAGUGUCAAGCAUGA
This is a messenger RNA of Dibothriocephalus latus, 360 nucleotides long. NCBI's taxonomy places the organism in Eukaryota, Metazoa, Platyhelminthes, Cestoda, Diphyllobothriidea, Diphyllobothriidae. The record is from the annotation of a GenBank genome assembly.